UUUAAUCACUAAUUCUAGAGAGAGAGAAAAAAAAUGGUUAGUUUAAUAGAAAUGGAGGUGGUGGUGGGCUCUUCUUCUGCGCAAAACGGGUGUGGUGUGGUCCCAAUUGUUUUCGGGUUUGGAAGCAUCAGAGUUGGCGGUGAUCGAAUUCAGCACUUCGAAAGCAGGAAUCUGCCAUUGUUGCUGCUGCACCACCACCACCUGCUGAUCGAUGAGCUCUUCUUCCCCAUGUUCGUCGGACUUUGAAAUUUCUGUGCCCUAGAUUCAUUAAAAAAGGGGGGAUUUUUGUUUUUUUUUUUCUUCACCUAUUUCGAGAUUUCAUCUUGAAACUCUCAUCGGCAUCUGCUUAAUAGAUAAAAGGGGAUUCAAGAAAUUUACGAAAAUGUCCUCCGCUCAACCAGGCCAGUCUUCCACAACCUCCGCCCGAUCAAGGCACAGCGCUCGUAUGAUUGCACAAACAUCAAUAGACGCUAAGCUGCACGCCGAUUUCGAAGAAUCGGGCGGCACUUCAUUCGACUACUCAGCCUCAGUGCGCGUAACAAACGACCCUAUUCGAGGGGGCGACCACCCCCCUUCCUCCUCGAAAGUCACCACCGCCUACCUCCACCAGAUCCAGAAGGGCAAGCUAAUCCAACCCUUCGGCUGCCUACUAGCCCUCGACGAAAAAACCUUCAAAGUCAUUGCAUAUUCCGAAAAUGCCCCCGAAAUGCUUACCACAGUCACCCACGCAGUUCCGAUUGUCGGCGACCACCCUUUUCUCGAUAUUGGAUCUGAUAUCAGAUCCAUUUUCACCGCUCCGAGCUCCUCCGCCCUACAAAAAGCCUUAGGCUUCGGCGAGGUUUCUCUCUUAAACCCCGUUUUGGUCCACUGCAAAACCUCGGGAAAACCUUUCUAUGCCAUAAUCCAUAGAGUCACGGGCGGUUUGAUAAUUGACUUCGAGCCGGUGAAACCCUACGAGGUGCCAAUGACUGCCGCCGGAGCUCUGCAGUCGUACAAGCUGGCUGCAAAAGCCAUUGCCCGCCUCCAGUCCUUGCCUAGCGGCAGCGUGGAGCGGCUCUGCGAUGCCAUGGCUCAAGAAGUUUUCGAACUUACUGGCUACGAUAGGGUUAUGGUAUAUAAAUUCCACGAAGACGACCAUGGAGAAGUCUUGGCGGAAAUUACGAAAACGGGCCUGGACCCUUAUCUGGGCUUGCAUUACCCCGCCACAGAUAUUCCUCAGGCUGCCCGUUUUUUGUUCAUGAAGAAUAAGGUGAGGAUGAUUUGUGACUGUAGAGCCAAUCAUGUAAAGGUUGUUCAAGACAAGAACCUUGAUUUUGACCUCACGUUGUGCGGGUCAACUCUCCGGGCCCCACAUAGUUGCCAUUUGCAGUAUAUGGAGAAUAUGAAUUCGAUCGCUUCGUUAGUUAUGUCGGUUGUGGUCAAUGAGGGCGAAGAAGAAGAAGCGGGCCCCGCGAAUUCUUCUUCGUCGAAUCUUGAAAAGAGAAAAAGGCUAUGGGGUUUAGUGGUUUGCCAUAAUACAAGUCCAAGAUUUGUACCAUUCCCGCUCCGUUACGCGUGCGAGUUCCUCGCGCAGGUGUUCGCGAUCCACGUCAGCAAGGAGCUGGAGCUCGAGAAUCAGAAUCUCGAGAAGAAUAUUCUCCGUACGCAGACGCUCCUCUGCGAUCUGCUGCUUCGCGACGCGCCGUUAGGUAUCGUGUCACAAUCACCCAAUGUAACGGAUUUAGUGAAAUGCGACGGAGCGGUUUUACUCUAUAAAAACAAGACAUACAAACUCGGAUUAACUCCAAACGACUUUCAAAUACGAGACAUAGUCUCGUGGCUAGACGAAUACCACAGAGACUCGACUGGAUUGAGCACAGACAGUUUAUACGAUGCAGGUUUUCCAGGUGCUUUAUCCUUAGGUGAUGCUAUAUGUGGUACCGCAGCUGUGAGAAUAACUGAACGUGAUUGGCUGUUCUGGUUCCGGGCCCACACAGCGGCGGAGAUUCGAUGGGGUGGGGCCAAGCAUGAGGCGGGCGAAAAGGACGACGGUAGAAAGAUGCACCCGAGGAGUUCGUUCAACGCUUUCUUGGAAGUUGUGAAGAGUAGGAGUUUGCCUUGGAAGGAUUUUGAGAUGGAUGCUAUACACUCUUUGCAGUUGAUUUUGAGGAAUUCUUUUUUGAAGGAGGGGGGUGAGGGUGAUUUGGUGCGUACGAGGUUGAGUGAGAUGCAGAUGAUCGAGGGUGUACAGGAGCUUGAGGCGGUGACUAGCGAGAUGGUGAGAUUGAUCGAGACUGCGACUGUGCCGAUCUUGGCCGUUGAUGUUGAUGGUUUGGUGAACGGGUGGAAUUCCAAGAUUGCCGAGUUGACUGGUCUUGGUGUUGAGAGUGCGAUUGGAAGGCAUUUUCUUGAGCUUGUUGAGGAUUCUUCGGCUGGUGUUGUGAGUAGGAUGUUGGAGUUGGCUAUUCAAGGUAAAGAAGAACAAAACGUGCAAUUCGAAAUCAAAACCCACGACCAAACAACCGAAUCCGCUCCCCCAAUCACCCUAGUCGUAAACGCAUGCGCAAGCAAAGACGUAAAAGAAAACAUAGUCGGAGUAUGCUUCAUCGCACAAGACAUAACCGCCCAAAAGACCAUAAUGGACAAAUUCACAAGAAUCCAAGGCGACUACAAGUCCAUCAUCCAAAACCCUAACCCGUUAAUCCCGCCCAUAUUCGGAUCCGACGAAUUCGGGUGGUGCUCCGAAUGGAACCCCGCCAUGACCAAAAUAUCCGGCUGGAGAAAAGAUGACGUCAUCAAUAAAAUGCUCGUGGGCGAAAUCUUCGGCACAAACAAGUCCAACUAUUGCAGAAUCAAGAAUCAAGAAGCUUACGUAAACCUAGGUAUUGCACUCAAUAACGCAGUGACAGGUCAGCAUUCCGAAAAGAUGCCCUUCGGUUUUUUGUCAAGGGGAGGAAAGUACGUGGAGUGCUUAUUGUGUGUGAGCAAGAAGAUGGAUCCGGAAGGUUCUGUGACAGGUGUCUUCUGCUUCUUACAGCUGGCGAGCCCCGAGCUUCAACGGGCGCUGCAUGUGCAGAGGUUGUCUGAGGAGAAUGCUUUGAAGAGAUCGAGGGUUUUGGCUUAUAUAAGAAGGGAGAUUAGGAAUCCUUUAUCCGGGAUUAUUUUUUCUCGGAAAAUGAUGGAAGGUACUGAUUUGGAUGAUGAGCAGAAGAAUCUUCUUCGUACGAGUGGUCAUUGUCAAAGACAGUUGAACAAGAUUCUCGAUGAUACGGAUCUUGAUCAUAUAAUCGAAGGGUACUUGGAUCUUGAGAUGGUGGAGUUUAAUCUGCACGAGGUGUUGAUUGCUUCGAUUAGUCAAGUGAUGAUGAAGAGCAACGGGAAGGGUAUUGUGAUAGCCGAUAAUUUGGCUCCAAAUCUGUCGAACGAAACGCUGUAUGGAGAUAGUUUGAGGCUUCAACAAGUGCUGGCGGCUUUCUUGCUAAUAUCCGUUACCUCCACACCGAGCGGCGGCAGCGUUGGUGUUGCCGCCAAGCUCACUAAAGAUUCUAUCGGCCAAUCCGUUCAGCUCGGCCAUUUGGAACUCAGGAUAACACACAGUGGAGGUGGAGUGGCGCAGCAAGUGCUUGACCAAAUGUUCGGCGGCGACGAGGCGGAAGCUUCCGACGAAGGGAUAAGUCUUUUCAUAAGUAGAAAGCUGGUUAAGCUUAUGAAUGGAGAUGUUCAGUAUUUGAGAGAGGCUGGAAAAUCCACUUUCAUCAUCUCGGUUGAACUUGCCAUCUCUAAUAAUAAUUAA
This is a messenger RNA of Erythranthe guttata (spotted monkey flower), 3772 nucleotides long. Its product is annotated as phytochrome A. NCBI's taxonomy places the organism in Eukaryota, Viridiplantae, Streptophyta, Magnoliopsida, Lamiales, Phrymaceae. The record is from RefSeq and is a predicted model, not a curated record. Gene Ontology annotation, biological process: red, far-red light phototransduction; detection of visible light; protein-tetrapyrrole linkage. Gene Ontology annotation, molecular function: phosphorelay sensor kinase activity; protein homodimerization activity; photoreceptor activity.